UGUCGCGAAAAGAGAAUUGCUGUAUGAUAAUAUCAGCUGAUAAUCGGCAAGGAUGCGAAAAGUAUAAAAGUUAAGAGAUAAGAAGAGUUGGAUCAUCAUGUUGAUAUCUUAAAAACACUCUUCUGACUCUAAUGGAGGAAUCCGCUCGUGUCGGCUGGGUCAUUCCGCGGCGAUGCGGCGGAUUCCAAGAAUAACGGAGCGCGAAACUUAUUAAGGUGGCGGGCUACGCCUCGGAAAGUCUACAACGUUAGCGGGUUUCGUUCAGGAAUCGUGAUGUGACUGAUCGACACUUGAAAAUGCCUUGCGGCUCGAUGGCAUCAAUGUAUCACGUCCGUCAUCCUUUAACGGACGUUCGUGAGAAGCUAAUACAACGACUGUUAGCUGACAUUUUAAGGUGCGACUUAUUCAGAGUUUCGUUAGGAUUUGCAGUUUAAUGGACAUUGGGUACACAACAUGGAACUAAGAAAGCGACCGAACGAUCUUUUUAUUCGCAUCUUCGGAUGAUUAUCAAGUGUAGUUUUAUAAAUUGAUUAGAAUUGCCGUAUUUCGAGACUUGUGAAACGCGAGAACUUAAGAGGCCGGCACAGAAUCGGCAUGAGCAACAGCGAAGGCGUGGUGACGGGCCCAGGUUCCGGUAACGAUCGUUUGUGCGAGGACGUCGACAUGGCUACUCCGACGUCAGCAUCUUCGAAUCUAAAGCCACGAAGCGGCAAGAUCAGCUUCAGCGUCGAUGCCCUGCUAAGUGGCACGAAGAAGAGUGCCAUCGGCGGCACUUUCGCGACCAGGCGAGAUAACGAUGAUAGAAUGGAUACUGAAAAAAAUAUUGAGAUAGAGGCAAGGUAUCGAGAGCUCCUAAUAGAACAGCAGAGACUUCAGAGCAGAGAACUACUUGCUAGGUUGAGUCCUCACGGUCUCGCCGGCUUCGGUAAUCAUCACCACCAUCAUCAUCCGAACAGACUCGAGCAAGAUCACCCGCCCGCUCGCCAAGAGAUGCUUACAGUAAAGGAUUUCUCUAGGACGAGCCACGACAAGUCGUCCUCGCCUAUCAGAAUAGACCAGGAGAUUCCGAGAGACCGACUGACGACCAAUUCGCCGAGUGGGAUCGGUGAGACGAUGCUCCAACGAGAACAAGAGCAUAUUCAGGAAGAAGACGAAAGGAUCGACAGGAUCACCAAUCCGAGAUCUGUAUCGCCCGCGAGCAGACGAGAGAUUCUCGACGAUCGUAGUGAUUCCGAAGCGAAUCGCUCGUUGGAAGGAGACCGUACGACGGAUCAUUUGGAUCUUGAGGACCAUGAGAUAAGAAGCGUCGGCCAGUCUGAGGAUCUAAAUGUGAUGGACUCGGAUUGCGAAUUGGAGAGGGACCUGGAAACUAGCCAGGAGAAGGAGGAGAAGUCUAGCCCGGUAGUGCCUCAGCCGAUUCAUCCCGGAGUGCAAAGGCCCUCGCAAGGCCCGCCGUAUCUCGCUGGAGCACCCGGCGCUCCCGGUUGGAACCCCGCGGGAUUUCCGCAUUCUCUGGCGGGGUUCGCGUGGCUGCCCCCACCCCCGCAUCCGCACAAUCCUCAUGGACAUCUUUACACGCCACAUGGUGGACCUACUAGCCCGAACGGGGACUUAAGAUUGCCAGGACCCGGACCAGGCCCGGUUAGGUGCACCCUCAGAAAGCAUAAACCGAACCGGAAGCCGAGAACGCCGUUCACGACGCAGCAGCUGUUAUCGCUUGAAAAAAAGUUUCGCGAAAAACAGUACUUAACGAUAGCCGAAAGAGCGGAGUUCUCGUCGUCUCUUCACCUCACGGAAACGCAGGUGAAGAUCUGGUUUCAAAACCGAAGAGCCAAGGCGAAGCGGCUUCAGGAGGCGGAAAUAGAGAAGCUAAGACUAUCCGCGAGGCCCCUGCUGCACCCCAGUUUCGGAUCGGGGCUGAUGUUCUCUGGGGUGGGCCCGCCUGGUACCCCAGGAGUACCUCCUUUCAUUGCAGCUGCCAUGGCUAGGCACACCCAUGCCGCAGCAGCGGCGGCCAUGUUCAUGGGGCCGCCUGGGCACCGACCUUAAUAAUGAUAUUCCAAGAUAUAAUACGCGUGUAAUUCGAAAUCAUUCUUAAUGUCAUCGUCUGAAGAUCCAACCUGCUCACAAAUGGGAUCCGAUAACGCAGAAUCUAUGAAUUGUCAAGAAUUCAUGGAGAUAUGAAAAUCUGCACAUUUAUUUAAGAAUCCGAGAGAGAAUCCAAACUCCGGGAAUUUAAUUCCAGACGAUACUCGCACGAUAAUUUCGAGAAAAUUAGAAUUCGAGAAAGCGAGGAUUUACGAAGAUAACGAAAAACCUAAGAACUUUGGAGAUUUAAAAGCUAAAGAGAUCGAAAAUUUGGAGAUUCAAGAAAGCAAAUGCUAAAAAUUUAGAACUCAAGAUUUCGAAAACUUCAGAAACCGAAAAGCUGAAAAAGUCUAAUAAAAUAAUUAAUAAUAAAUCCAUAAAACGGAUUUUAAGUGAUCUUUCUUUUACGUGAAGCAGGAAAAUUGCCUGAAGUUUUUCAGCCACUCUUAUUUAUUAGUCCACCUUCCGUUCGAGUUUAAUUGUCCAAUCUUCUACCGAUACCAAGGAUAUUGGGAUCUACCAUUUAACGUUGGAAGUCGAAAUUGGCUAGGAAUGGUUAUAUAGUGACAAUACUUGCGCGUUAAUCCGGACGGCUUAUCUCCAGAGGAAUACAGAUAAUCUGAAUUUCAAUACGUUAAGUCCGAAACUAUCGUUUGGGAGACUUGUAGCUUGAAGAAACAUCGUCGCGUAAAUUUCUCGAGACGAUGGAAUACGUAUAUAUUGGCGCCUCGAGAGGUGCACGAAACUUUGAUCUCA
Molecule: messenger RNA, 2844 nt
Organism: Mycetomoellerius zeteki
Lineage: Eukaryota; Metazoa; Arthropoda; Insecta; Hymenoptera; Formicidae
Gene: Msx
Product: homeobox protein H17
Exons: 3
Coding region: 595-2049 (484 amino acids)
Biological process (GO): embryonic morphogenesis; regulation of transcription by RNA polymerase II
Cellular component (GO): nucleus
Molecular function (GO): RNA polymerase II transcription regulatory region sequence-specific DNA binding; DNA-binding transcription factor activity, RNA polymerase II-specific
Source: RefSeq, a predicted model, not a curated record